AUGAAACUCAAAGAGUUUUUAAUAAAAAAGAUAACUUAAGAAAAUUAUAUCCUGGAAAAUAGGUAAAGUGAUUUCAACAUAUCAUCAAACUAAAAAACUCUAAUUGAAAAAUGCUUAAAUUUAGAGAGGAUAUUAAAAUGUCCAAUAACAAAAAUAAUUAGCAGUUCUAGAAUGUUCUAAACUCUUUAAAUUCCAAUUCUUAAGUUUUAAUACAUAUUGUAAGCAACAAUUUCUAUUAUCUCAGUAGUUGAAAUCAUUCUAAGAAUUUUUAUAUUCAUUAAUAAUAAUAAAAAUGAGAAAUAUUUGUGA
Paramecium primaurelia is the source of this 309-nucleotide messenger RNA. The record is from the annotation of a GenBank genome assembly. Lineage: Eukaryota; Ciliophora; Oligohymenophorea; Peniculida; Parameciidae.